This is a messenger RNA of Lichtheimia ornata, 612 nucleotides long. RefSeq lists its product as uncharacterized. The coding region runs from base 1 to 612 and encodes 203 amino acids. The transcript has a single exon. NCBI's taxonomy places the organism in Eukaryota, Fungi, Mucoromycota, Mucoromycetes, Mucorales, Lichtheimiaceae. The record is from RefSeq and is a predicted model, not a curated record.
AUGGUCAAAGACACUUCGGCCCGAUAUCAGUGGCAUACACAUACCAACAGCGGCACCCGUGAACCCAUUCGACUCACUACCAAUAGCAACAUGGCAACCAUGGAACAUGACAUGACGACCGUUGGAUUGGCACCUGAAGAGAUCCGUAAGCACAUGCGUGAUCCACCUUUGUGCUUUUGCAACAAGAAAGCCCAUCGCUCUGAAACAGCACUUGGGACCAUGUACGAUUGUCACAACUUGCAGGAUGAGAAGGCACAAAAGAUAUGUGGAUUUCAUAUACAUGGAAAAGCUUGGAGUACAUUUCGUGAACGAGGACGGCUGGAUGCAGAUGAUCCUGAAUUAAGCGUGUGUCCCUACUUCAAUUUCACUUUUUGCGUACGUUUUCGAGUGAUCAAUGAUUAUUCCAAGCAAACGUUGGCUGUGCCAAGGUGUUUUUGUGGAUUACGGGUCAAGAUGGCUGAACAGAAUGAUCGAAUUGUAUUCAAAUGUCCCAAUUACGAUAUCGAUGGUGCCAAGCCAAAGUGUGCGUGGAAUCUUUGGGCUGAACAAGUCGCAUUUGGAAAACCACAGCCGCUCCUUCAUGAUUUUGACUCUUUUCGGAACGACGACUGA